Leptinotarsa decemlineata (Colorado potato beetle) is the source of this 1281-nucleotide messenger RNA. RefSeq lists its product as uncharacterized. Gene Ontology annotation, molecular function: protein-cysteine S-palmitoyltransferase activity. Lineage: Eukaryota; Metazoa; Arthropoda; Insecta; Coleoptera; Chrysomelidae. Gene Ontology annotation, biological process: peptidyl-L-cysteine S-palmitoylation; protein targeting to membrane. The record is from RefSeq and is a predicted model, not a curated record. Gene Ontology annotation, cellular component: endoplasmic reticulum; Golgi apparatus.
UGACGAGCACUCGGUCAUAACAUCAACAGUUCAACACGGAAGUGCUAGACUAUCUACGAAUAUUGAUGACGUGUAACCUGGGUCAUAACAAGAAAAGAACCAACCAGACCCAUCAGCCAUCCUCGCUGUCCAGAAACAACCAAGUGGUGCCUAACAACUCCAGCGUGCAGACUAACCAAGAUUCCAUCCAAACUGUGAACAACUUGGUUCCUGUUUCCUGUUACCCCGAGGUGCCUCAAAGAGCGAACAUGCUACCAGCUCUGCCCGCUCCACCGCGCCGACGCCUCAUCAGUGAGAUGGAACUGGCGAACGCUCUUUCGGUGUUACAGCAACAACAACGAUGUGCUUCUAGGAGGCCCCUAUACCGCAGAAGAAGAAGAAGUGUCGUGCAUCGACCUAAAACUCCGGCCCUCUCGCCAAUUAGAGAAAGCGGCCUCUCGAAUCCAGCCUCUCCGUCCCGACAGAACUGCACCGUGUCCGCUGUUAGCGGAACCGGCAUUCGUCCAAUAUGAACCGAACCAUUAUUGAGUCUUGAAUAUAACCAUCCGUAACUGAUUUCCAUUAAAAACUGCGGAAAACGAAAUGAUACAAGUGAUGCGUCUCAAGAUCUGCACUUAAAUCAAAAAUGGGUCUUUUUGAAUGUAAUAAAAAAAUGAUUUUAUUUCAUUUACUUUUUUUCAUUAGGUAUAAUAUCGGAUGAUUAGCUUAACGAAACAAGUAAUAUUGGAUAAUUCUCAAAAUGUGGAACUGAUUUAGUAUACGUGGCAAUGAUAUGUAAACGGGUGUAUCGUUCAUCCAAAAAGAAUGUCUGGGACGAUAAGGAAUGGGAAAUAUCUAGGUUUCAUAAUUCAGACUUGUGGAAAACAUUGAUUACUGCAAUAACGAAAAAUAGUCACAAAUAUACAAAUUUGAUUAUUUGUUGAUAAGAAUCUAAUAGACAGUUUUUCAAAAUGACUAAAGGUUCAAAUAUUCUAAAUAUCAGAGUUUCCUCGUUUACCUUGGGUGAAAACGAAAAACUCAUUAGGCUCAUUGAAUACCUUUCCAUCGAUUGAUGUAUAAUGAAGUUUCCAUACAUUUGCAGAAACCCAAAACUGCUUUAUAGCUAUCCACACAACAUCAAUUAACCCUAUCAUUCUUUGGCGAUAGUAGGCAAAGAGCAAAUACAAAAUCACACAUGAUUGACCAUCAGAAAUGCAUCCCAUUCAACUAUCGGUAUAGUAAGUAGGUAUCAUCUUCCGAAUGACGCAUUAUUUUCGCCAAAAAUUCUUCUAUACCAAAAAU